AUCUCGUUCCAACUGUCACAUUCAGGAAGCAUAGCCUCCAGAAUUCACUUGAUCGGAUAACAUUCGUUUGGAGUUUUCCCCGAUCAUGACUCGGGCUUCUUUUCCUGUGUUUGUGUUGUUGGUGUUUGCGCUCCAAGCUCUUGCUGUAGAGAGUCACAACUCUGGAGACAGUUUGGUAAGAAAAAGAAGAGAAUGGGUUCUUCCUCCAAAACCUCUUAAAGAAAAUUUCGAUUACACUAAAGAGAAGUCGAUUGCUAAGAUUCGAUCCGAUUUUCAAGUUGGCUCAAAUCUUCGCUACUCCCUGGAAGGUGUUGGGGCAAACAAAUAUCCUUUCCAUGUCUUUGUGGUUGACCCCAAUACUGGUGAUGUUAGUGUCACUAAACUGCUUGACAGGGAAGAGAUCGAUACUUACAACUUGUCUGGUGUUGCUACGUUCAAUGAUGGCACAAUUGCAGAAAAAAAAAUUGACUUACGAAUCAAGGUUGUAGAUGAGAAUGACAACUCUCCAGUAUUUCCAGAUGUUGAUCCUGCUGACGUGGAUGAACUCAGUCCUAAAGGUACCUUUGUUACGACAGUCGAUGCAUUUGAUGCUGAUGAACCAGGAAAUGUCAAUUCUCAGAUUGCUUAUAGCAUCAUAGCUCAGAAUCCAGCGCAAGAUGUGUUCUACAUAGACAGACAAAAUGGAUCCAUCUUUGUUAAAAGGCCUGUUCUGGACAGAGAGACAUGUAGUAAGUACAUUCUGACGAUACAAGGUCAAGAUCUAAAUGGUGACCCCCGUGGAAACACUGGAACUACCACUAUUAUCAUAAAUGUCCUUGAUGUGAAUGAUAAUUCUCCCACACUGGAAAAAGAGCAGUAUGAAGGAAGCAUUGAGGAGAACACACAAGGUGUGGAGGUAAUGAGAAUCAAAGCAGAGGACAUGGAUCUACAAGGCACAGACAACUGGGAAGCUGUGUUUGACAUUGUCAAAGGCAAUGAGGCUGGGUAUUUCAGCAUUAAAACAGACCCCAACACCAAUGAAGGCAUCUUAAUGCUUGACAAGGCUGUGGAUUAUGAGGAUGUAAAGAACCUUGAACUAGGCUUAGCCGUCAGGAACAAGAAUCCAUUAGUUGGAAGUGGAGGCAGUGCAGCAAGUGCAGCAUUUGGAACAAGUGGUGGAGGCGGUGGUGGUGGUAGUGGUGGAGGCGGUGGUGGUGGAGGUGGAGGUGGUGGAGGUGGAGGUGGUGCCAGUGGUGCCAGUGGAGCCAGUGGAGCAAGUGGCGGAAGCGGUGGAAGAUUUAAAACUUAUCCUAUCAAAAUCAAUGUGAAGAACCAGCCUGAGGGGCCACGUUUCAAUCCUAAAGUCAAAGCUAUUCCCGUCUCAGAGGGAGGGAAAUCCUUUAACAUUAAAAAUGUUAUUGCAAGCUACCCUGCAGUGGAUGGGGAUACUGGACAACCAGCUAAAGCAGUCAAAUAUGCCAAAGGCUCAGACCCUGACAACUGGCUAACUAUUGACCCGGAGACAGCUGAGAUCAAACUGAACAAGAUGCCUGACAGGGAAUCUCCAUACCUGGUCAAUGGGACAUAUACUGCCAAAAUACUCUGCAUUUCAGAUGACAUGCCUGGCAAAACAGCCACUGGUACGAUAGCCAUCCAAGUGGAAGAUUCUAAUGACCACUGCCCCACCCUGACCAGCAACUUCCAGACUCUGUGCACCACAGCAAAUGCUGUAAUUGUGAAUGCUAAUGAUAAAGACGCAUAUCCUAAUGGCCCCCCUUUUCAGUUUGAGAUCAUCCCAGAAAACACAAAAGGGAAAUGGAACAUGGAGCAUCUAAAUGACACUGCAGCUAUCUUGCGGUCUCAGGAGGCUUUUUGGCCUGGUGUUUAUGAAGUGGAAUUUGUGGUGAAGGAUCAGCAGGGACACGCCUGCCCUGAACCUCAGAGAAUGAGGGUCCAAGUUUGCACCUGCGAGGAUGGAGUUGUGUGUGGAAAGCGAGGCAGCAAUGGUCAUGCUAGCAAAACAACAUCAUUAGGACCUGCGGCCAUUGGGCUAAUACUAGCGGGCCUACUACUGCUCUUAAUCAUUCCUCUGCUAUUGUUCUUCUGCCUAUGUGGAUCCACUAAACAGUUUCCAGACCUCUUUAGUGACAUGCCUGACUGUGAGACCAAGUCACACCUUAUUAACUACUGCACCGAAGGGCCGGGAGAAAAUACGGAAGUGCCUCUAGUGAAUUCACUCCAAGAAGUGGAUAGGAAUCCCCUCCUUGUGACUACUGGCACAGUUAAAAAUGUAGCAGCACCAGCGGGAAGUUUUUUGGAUUACGAGGCAUCUCUCACUAACAUUAAUGGGAUGAAAUGGGGCACCUAUCAAGAUGGUUUUUCAACUGACUACGGACAAGAAAUGAGGGGUUUCACUGAUUUCCAUUCUGAGUUUAACACCAGAGAAUCAAGUCAAGGUGGACUUUUUGAUAGCAUGGCCCUGCCACAUUACUUCCUGGCACAGUAUUACUCUCAGAAGACAGCCAGUGGAGAUGACAACCUUGGCGUGAAGGACGGUUUGUUGGUGUAUGACUAUGAGGGCCAAGGGUCCUCUGCUGGCUCAGUAGGCUGCAGCAGCAUUUUGGAGUCAGACAAUGACCUUCAGUUUCUCGAUGACCUCGGACCAAAGUUCAAGACUCUCGCAGAGGUGUGCAGAGGCAAGACAAUUUCUUGUGAUGACAAACAAGUGCUACCCCCUACCCCUAAUGCCUACAUCAAUACUCAAACCUCAGUAUCAAGUUCGAUGAGUGCACAAAAGCUCUCCCCUCCACCCAAACUGGAGCCUGCCAUCUCCAAAGUGGAGCAGAGUGUGGUCAUGAAGACAACUGAGCAUUCUGAAAUUGUAAAGGAAAGUACAGCCAAGGUGAAGGAAGAGAUAAACACAAUGAAAGCAGGGUUGGCAAAUCAAGGCCAGAUGCUCCUGAUGCAGCAGCAGCAGCCUGUGUACUACACCACCACUCCUGUGUUGCAGCCAAUGCAUUAUGUAGUCCAGCCACAGGUCCACAACACUGUGCUGCUGGCUGAGGCGCCAACCACCAACCUUCAAGGCAUGGUGCUGGUUAACAACCCACAGACUGGACCUGCCCAAGGAGUAUUUGUUCAGGGACAGACACUAAUGUCCAGUGGACAAGCCCAGGGCCCUGGAAUGGUGCUGGUGGAGAAUGGUGACACCCAUAGUUGGAGUGAUGGCUUGAUCCAAGCUGGGAGCUUGUCUGGGUCCCAGACCAUGAUGGUUGUCAAAGGCAAGGCCCCUUCAGGGUCAAUGAAAGUGCUAAAGGGGAGCCAGGGUCUUCUUGUUCAGGGAAGUACUCUACUGUCAGAAGGGGUCUCAGGAUCUAAGAAAGUGCUGACAGUUGGCAUGCCAACUAUCAGCAACAAGCAGCUGGUUCAAGAGGGAGGUCUUUCAAAGAAGAGUGAGGUCUUUGGCUCUGAAAAGGUCAUCUACAGCAGGAGCAGCCAAUCUACUGCCUUAAAGGCAAAUCAGUAGAGCAUUCACUAUAGUGACCCACCUACUGGUUUUAAAAGUGACAAGAGAAAAUCAUUAAAUGGCAGAUGAAUUCCUGGACAACCAAUGGCCUUUUUUAGUUUCAAAAUAGUGUAUUAAUCUUGUGCUUUCAGUAUUUUCAUGGGAAGCCUGUAAGAGCAAAUGGUGGUGGUGAAGGGUGGUGGCGCGCGCAUGUGUGUGUCUGGAGGGAUAUGCAGCUUGUGCAGCUUUUCCUGGUUGAAAUAUAAUCAUUUCACAGAUUAAAGGAUACCCUUAUUUCGUUUUAGUAUUUUAGUAGAUGUUGCACCUUGAAAUGUUGCUACUAUCAAGCAAAACAGUUGCACUUAGACCUGUGGGAAUAAUCAAUCCAUUCAGUAAUCCAUAAUCUCCUUUGGAUGGUGCAUUUAUGUCAUCGAAGAGACUACUUUCAUAUUACUCAUCACAUCAUAAAGCUGAUAAAUCAGAAUGUGGUUAUGAUUUGGAAUGAACUUUGCCUCUAAGAAGACAAGUGGACCCAAACCAUGACAACAAAAUGCUCCCUACAAUAUCAGAAAAUCAUCUUAUCAUGUAACUAUCAACUUUACCUGAUCUUCUCUGUUCUCAAGUUAACAGUGCAUUAUGUGUGUGGGUAUAAUUGAUAUCAACUGUUAUAUUCUCAUGUUAUAUUUUAGCUCAUCACUGCUCUCAUUGUCUUGUUUUAUUUUUAUACGUAUAUACAAUCUGUGCAUUUUUACACUAAUAAAAGAAAAACAUUAAAAUCUUU
Oreochromis niloticus (Nile tilapia) is the source of this 4265-nucleotide messenger RNA. Its product is annotated as desmoglein-2. The record is from RefSeq and is a predicted model, not a curated record. Lineage: Eukaryota; Metazoa; Chordata; Actinopteri; Cichliformes; Cichlidae. The coding region runs from base 86 to 3505 and encodes 1139 amino acids. Gene Ontology annotation, molecular function: calcium ion binding. The transcript is spliced from 14 exons. Gene Ontology annotation, biological process: homophilic cell-cell adhesion. Gene Ontology annotation, cellular component: desmosome; plasma membrane.